AUGGGCAAUACAUUACGUAGGAUUGGUAAAAAUCCACCCCAAUCUAUUUCGCUUCGUCAGCUGAUGAGCAAGGAAAUUGAUUUGGAGAGGAGAAAGUAUAUUGUUACAGGAUGUUCGAGUGGAUACGGAUUGGCAUUAACAAAGUUAUUAACCUCUCUGAAUGGACAUGUUAUUGGUACGGUUAGAACAAUGGAAAAGGGGAAAUUAACAUUUGAUACUGUUUAUGAACAUUUGGAAAAAACACAACCAAAGAAACCUGGAUUAUUUGAAACUAUGGAAUUGGAAUUGACAAGUUUGGAUAGUGUGCGGAAUUUUUCACAAGAAUACACUGCAAAACACUCUAAUUUACAUGCUCUGGUUAAUAAUGCUGGAAUUGGACUUCUUCCAGAAUUUAAGAAAACACAAGAUGGAUUUGAGGAAACAUAUCAAGUUAAUUUAUUAAGUCCAUACUAUCUGACAGCUCAGCUUGUACCAUUAUUGAAAAGAGGAGUCAGAGAUUAUAAUCAAGCUUCUAAAAUAUUAUUUAUUUCAUCUAAAAUUCAUCAUUAUCCAAGAGAUGAAAACUUUCUUUUAGAAAAACUCUGGAAUGAACCAAAAGAAUAUCAACCUAAUAAGCAAUAUGCCUAUUCGAAAUUAGCAUCAAUUUUGGUAAUGCUUGAAAUGGCUGAAAGAUUAGAAUCGAGUAAUAUUAUGGUAAAUGCAUUGGAUCCAGUGGGAAGUUUAUCAUUGAAUACUAAUUUCCACAGGUAUAGUGAAGAAGAUGCUAAACAAAAUUUAAUGUCCUUCCUAAGACGAUUCAAACAAAUAACAUCACCAGAUAAGGCUGCUUAUUAUGCUCUCAAUAUUCUUGCAAAUCCUGAUUAUGAAGAUACCACAGGAGAGUACUUUACCAGAAUGAAUGUGAGAUUACCAAGCCGAUUGGCUAACAAUGAAGAUUUAUGUAUUGACAUGCUUGACCAGACAGAAUAUUGCAUUUACACUGCCUUGAAGAAUAAACAACAACAAAAUCAUUAA
Messenger RNA from Naegleria gruberi, 1014 nucleotides. RefSeq lists its product as uncharacterized. The transcript has a single exon. The record is from RefSeq and is a predicted model, not a curated record. Lineage: Eukaryota; Heterolobosea; Eutetramitea; Acrasida; Naegleriidae. Bases 1 to 1014 code for a protein of 337 amino acids.